This is a messenger RNA of Aspergillus bombycis, 1050 nucleotides long. Its product is annotated as putative serine/threonine protein kinase. The transcript has a single exon. Gene Ontology annotation, biological process: intracellular monoatomic cation homeostasis; intracellular signal transduction; protein phosphorylation. The coding region runs from base 1 to 1050 and encodes 349 amino acids. Gene Ontology annotation, molecular function: ATP binding; protein serine/threonine kinase activity. The record is from RefSeq and is a predicted model, not a curated record. Lineage: Eukaryota; Fungi; Ascomycota; Eurotiomycetes; Eurotiales; Aspergillaceae.
AUGUCCCAGUUACAAAACUCCUACGGUACAUAUACUACUCAUCGCCAUCAUCUAAACCUAAAAUCUCCCGAACAUAAAUCAGGCCUUAGCUUGCUGUCCGCAUUGACAUUUCCGAAUGUCCUAGCACGCUGCUGGUUAUCAAGAGAAUCAAUCAACGACGAGGAAAGGCAGAAUUUAUUAACUCCCUCUUCUACUGCGCCUUCCACACUAACAGAGAGAUAUGGUCUAUCCACCAUCAUCUUGCAUUACGGUGUCCACAGCUCCGUAAGAGUAUAUACCCGGAAAUCUUCUUCCGCGAGUGCUUCCAAGCAACUCCAUGUCGUCAAAAUCCUCCGUCGAUCAUCGGACGCCCUCGUCAGAGCUACCCAGCGUUUCGAACAAUCUCUCUCCUCAGCCGUGUCACACCCCAACCUCCUUCAAACCAUCGAUGUCCUCCAGAACGAACACGGUGAGACCUGUCUAGUCAUGGACUAUUGUGCUGGCGGGAAUCUGAACGCACUGAUUGCCACGGCUGAAGACAGUGUAGAUGCACUCCAAGCAGAUUGUUUCUUUAAGCAGAUCAUGCGUGCGGUGACAUAUCUUCAUGACAACGCGAUUGCGCAUCGUGGUCUGACGACGGAAAAUAUCCUUCUUACUGCCCAUGGCGCGGUGAAAGUGGCCGACUUUGGGAGUGCGGAGUGGCUGCUAGAUGAAGUUGCCAAUGGAGAACAUGUUGAGAACAGGAUACGUCUGCAACUGUCCUCAUUGUACUCUCCACGAAAGCUGCGGGGAUCGAUACCUUACCUCCCGCCGGAAGAGUUUAGUAACUAUGCGGCGAUUGAUCCAAGAGCAGGCGAUGUAUGGGCCGCAGGGCUUGUGUACAUGGCGAUGAGAUGUGGUCGCUUACUCUGGAAAAUGCCUUGUGCGGAUGAGGAUGGGGGUUAUUGUUUGUACCUGCGCGGACGGCGAACGUAUGACGGAUAUCCUCCGAUUGAAGCGUUGGAAGAGGUAUGGUGCAGCUCGCUUUUCAAAGGACCUGUGAAAGUCUCUUUUGCGCUGAUCAUUGGCUAG